Molecule: messenger RNA, 1385 nt
Organism: Uranotaenia lowii
Lineage: Eukaryota; Metazoa; Arthropoda; Insecta; Diptera; Culicidae
Gene: purple
Product: 6-pyruvoyl tetrahydrobiopterin synthase
Exons: 4
Coding region: 285-803 (172 amino acids)
Biological process (GO): tetrahydrobiopterin biosynthetic process
Cellular component (GO): mitochondrion
Molecular function (GO): 6-pyruvoyltetrahydropterin synthase activity
Source: RefSeq, a predicted model, not a curated record
CCAUUUAUUACGCUGUUCUCCCUCGUAGUCGUCGUCGUCUGAGCGCGUCUGGCUGUGGUUCUUUUCCAUGAGAAGCAGAUCUCACUUUAGCAGUGUGUGCGAAACUUUGUUUCGAAUUAAUAGUAGUUUAUCGCUUUUUAAUUCAGAUAACCAGUCACACCUCCCUAUAGAGCCUCUACCAAAGUUACAGGAGAAGUGAAAAUCGACAGUGUGAUUAUUGUUAUUCUACGUUGCCAAAAUUUCAUAGCCUUCCAACUGUUCCAAUUGAGGAACUAUCAAGUGAGAUGUCUGCUCCGAUUGUGCAUAUUACUCGGAAGGAAAGUUUCAGCGCUUGUCAUCGAUUGCACAGUCCAUUUCUGAGUGAGGAAGCCAAUCGUCAGGUUUACGGAAAGUGCAACAAUCCCAACGGACAUGGACACAAUUACACGGUUGAAGUCACUGUAAGAGGGCCCGUUGAUGCCAAAACCGGUAUGGUGAUGAACAUCACUGACCUGAAGCAGUACAUGGAUCAGACGAUUAUGAAGAAACUGGAUCAUCUUAAUCUGGAUAAGGACGUGCCUUAUUUUAAGAAUUUGGCCAGCACCACCGAGAACGUGGCCAUCUUCAUCUGGGACAGCCUGCGACUAGUGAUGCCCAAACCGGAACUGUUGUACGAGGUCAAAAUCUACGAAACGGACAAGAACUCGGUUGUCUACCGGGGUCACCGGGAAAACGGCUGCACCAACAGCUUCAGCAACUACAACCGGCAGGCCGAAUCCAGUGCCACCGAGAGCCAUGCCUGCUCCUCGGAUUCCGACAGUUAGGCUGUGACACGAAAGAAGAGAAGAUUCCUAACGAUGAUUUUCCGUAAUGCGAGAAGAGUACCAUUCGAGAUAUGAGGUUUUUUUGGAACGGUGCAAUAAUAUGUUGCGGAUUGAAACGACUGAAGAAGAACAUUGACAAUCUUUCUUGAACGAUAAAACAUGUUGGAAUUGUAUUUUGAUAAGGUAUUAGCGGUUGAUUGAAUUUUCGGAUCGAUAAUAAACUAAAUAAAAGGAGUAUUUUGGGGUAUUAUUUAUUGAAUUUUGAUUUUUAAAACAUUUCAUACAUAUAUGAAGCUUUUAUUUUCUUUGUAAUACUUAAAAUCUAAAGAAUUCCUGUUGCAAUCACAAACGCCUUUAAUUUUUUCUGAUUUCAGAAACAUGUGAUAAGCGCACACUUUCAGCUGUAAUGUACACGAAAAUCGGUAGGCUAAGAAAAACAAUAUUUGUGAACCAAUAUUUACACGAAACAUUUUGAUAAAUAUGAUCGAUAGAAAUACGAUUCAAAAUUUUGGGAAGCUCGAACAUUGAAGAACGUUAAAAUGUAAGCUGAACAAAUUUGAGUAAACAUACACAUCUAUUGAU